Messenger RNA from Fusarium venenatum, 2646 nucleotides. Its product is annotated as alkaline-phosphatase-like protein. The record is from RefSeq and is a predicted model, not a curated record. NCBI's taxonomy places the organism in Eukaryota, Fungi, Ascomycota, Sordariomycetes, Hypocreales, Nectriaceae.
AUGUUUGCGACACUCGUUCCCUUUUGUUUCUCGACAAUCUUCGUUUCACUCAUCUUUACAAAACUGGUCCACCUUUCCAUCCAUGUCAAGACCGUCUCGCCCGGAGCCUUCGUCCUCUUCUUGCCAUCGCUACUACUUCCCGAUCUCUUCAUUAUCUACAUAUCGCGCCUGGCGCUGCGACAACAAAAGGGUGUCUUUUCGGUCGGCGCAUGCGUUUUGGGAUGCAUUUUCUCGUUUGUUCUCCUCGGCGCAUCGGCCUCGCAGCUCGGUUUCUUCUACUCGACGGGUAACGAAGUCAAGUGGUCAGAGGCAAGGAGCUAUGCUGGCGAUGCCAAGGGUAUGAAGAUCUUGCUUAGCGGCAUCAACUCUGUGCUUGCGUCGGGUGCGAUCAUCAUUGUUGUUGCUUGGUUUGCAAAGUGGUAUAUUUACAGGGCUGUUGGAUCCCUCAUUACAACGGUUGGAACACCAGUUGUGCAUGUGUGGCAGUCGAUCCGAAACAGAACCCGUCGAUCCCCUUCAUAUGCUCCAGGCACAAGCUCAUACGACUCUGGCAGCGAAUUCGACGAUGUUGAGAAUGCUAAAGAAGGCGCCCAUCUUAUCCAAGAAGAGCUUCGCGAAGAGACUCGAACCAGGCCUCGCACAUUGGUCAUUCUCGCUAUCGUGGCUGUCUUCCUCGUCCUAACCACGACUUUCCGACCUGCUGCGCCUUACACCAUGAUGUCCAUGACACUUCCAUUGGCUAUGCUCGACAUGUUCAAGUCACCUUCCAACCUCUGCAAUGCUGUUAGCGGUAACUGGCCUUUGACAGCUCUUAUUACUGAGGAUAAGUGGGAAGCCCCUAAUGCGCACUUCCCCGGCUGGACACCCGGCAGCGACAGUGAAUCUGCCCGCAAAUACCGAGAAACGACACCCGCGUGGCUUCCUACUGACAUCCCCUCUGGUUUCCACAAAUGGAUUCCCAAGGAACCCAAAGCCAACACCACCGAAAAAGCCCCAGCAACAACCAGCAACGGCUGUGUCUUGCCUUCAUCUGAUGACGCCUUCUACAACCCUGUCCUGGACCCAAUGAAGAUCUCCAACCUUGACAGCGACAUUCUCGACGUCCUACGAGACACCCUUAGUGGCGGCGAUGUCAAGAUCAAGCACGUGGCACUAAUUAUGAUGGAGAGCUACCGAGAGGAGCUCUUCCCUCUGCAGCAGGGCUCUGAGUAUCACAAGCUCAUCCUCAAGUCGCACAAGGGCGAGGAUGAGGACGCCGUCAACGCUAAGCUGUCACACCUCAGUCCCGUCGCCGAGAGGCUGACAGGAAAAUCGGGUAACUGGAAGAAGAAAGAUGGUUCAGAUUUCGAACACGUGGACAUCCCGCAGUGGAACGAUACCACAAAAGAGGGAUAUGGAGGUAUUAACGUUGUUGGUGGUUUCACAACGUCCUCACUUUCGUUUAAGAGUAUGGCUGCUAUUCACUGUGGUUCUUGGGCGAUGCCUGUUGAUGGGUUUGAGGAGUCUGAGACGGACAGCUACCAGCCUUGUAUCCCUCAAGUGCUGAACCUCUUUAACAAGAUGAAGAAGGAUAACUCGUCCAAGGACUUUUUGGAACAACAAUGGUACCCUGCCUUCUUCCAGUCCAUCACCGACGGUUAUGACCGUCAGGACAAGUUCGACAAGAAGAUCGGAUUCGAGCAUACCGUCACAAGGGAGCGUCUCGAGGAAGAAAAGAAUGACGAGGAUAACCUUGAGGAGAUCAACUACUUCGGUUUCGCCGAAACGACACUCAAGCGUCAUGUCAAAGACUAUCUCAAGAAGGUUAACGAUGAGGGCAAACGCAUGUUCUUCUCACACUUUACCAGCACAACUCACCACCCAUGGGGCGUUCCCAAAUCAUUCAAGACUACAGACUAUCUUAACACCGACGGCAAGAUGAAGUGGCACGAGGAGUUCAACAGCUACCUCAACGCCGUUCGCUUUACAGAUGCUUGGCUAGGCGAGUUGCUUCAGACUUUUGACGAGUAUGGCAUGACCAACGAGACAUUGGUUAUUUUCGUCGGCGACCACGGACAGGCUUUUAAGGAAGAUCAAAAGUCUAAGAUCGGAACGUACGAGAACGGGCAUGUUAGCAACUUCCGCGUACCUAUUACCUUCCGUCAUCCCCAUAUUCCCCGCGUGCAGUACAACGCUAACGCGACAUCCCUCUCUAUUCUCCCCACCAUCCUUGACCUGCUCGUCAACACAGGAUCACUGAACGAGAAGGACCAAAACGCUGCGUCAGACCUCAUCCACGACUACGAAGGACAGUCUCUUAUCCGACCAUACAAAACUAUUCACAACGGUCGCCGCGCGUGGAACUUCGGUAUUAUCAAUGGCGGCGCGAGCAUGUUGUCCAUGACCUCUGCCGAUGCACCAUGGCGUAUCGUCAUCCCCCUCGAUGACUCUACGCAAUAUCGAUUCACCGAUCUCAAGACAGACCCCCUUGAACGUAGGGCAGUCGAGAGGUGGACACUAGAGCAGCUAGAAGUUGCUGUCGAGAACAAGUAUGGAGAGGAGGCGUCGAUAUGGGCCGCUGAGGCGGAUGCCGUGUCCAAGUGGUGGGGACCCGAAAGGAAGAGAUUAUGGGGUUAUAAUCCUUCGGCGCACAAAGACAAGGAAUAG